Messenger RNA from Cyclopterus lumpus (lumpfish), 2302 nucleotides. RefSeq names its product hepatoma-derived growth factor-related protein 3-like. Gene Ontology annotation, biological process: regulation of transcription by RNA polymerase II. Gene Ontology annotation, cellular component: nucleus. The transcript is spliced from 6 exons. Gene Ontology annotation, molecular function: double-stranded DNA binding; transcription coregulator activity. NCBI's taxonomy places the organism in Eukaryota, Metazoa, Chordata, Actinopteri, Perciformes, Cyclopteridae. Bases 270 to 896 code for a protein of 208 amino acids. The record is from RefSeq and is a predicted model, not a curated record.
CUCGCAGGUACUCCAACUUAGGCCAUUCUCGGUCGCGCUUUACACCUGAAUUUGGUCGUAAGAGCACAGCCCUCUCCUCGGCGCCGCUUUCCGCGUUUAUUUUUUAAAUUAUUUAUUCCCGUGUAAACUGCAGUCUUGAUAAAAAAAACAAAAACAUUAAUGGUGGAUAAUUUAGCCCUGCGUUGAGGGCCCCGGGGAGAACUGCACAGGAAUAUAAAGUCACAUCAGACGGUCGCAUUUUUUAAAUUUUUUUUUUAAUAUCCGGCGACAUGGCUCGACCACGGCCGCGGGAGUACAAGGCAGGAGAUUUGGUUUUCGCUAAGAUGAAGGGAUACCCGCACUGGCCGGCGAGGAUUGAUGAGCUUCCAGAAGGAGCUGUCAAACCGCCCGCCAACAAGUACCCCAUCUUCUUCUUCGGAACCCAUGAAACUGCAUUCCUAGGCCCGAAGGAUCUUCUGCCUUACAAGGAGUAUAAAGACAAAUUUGGCAAGUCCAACAAGCGGAAAGGCUUCAACGAGGGCCUGUGGGAGAUCGAGAACAACCCCGGAGUCAAGUUCACAGGCUAUCAGGCCAUCCAGCAACAGUGUUCAUCGGAAACAGAGGAUGGGGGGAACGCCGCGGACGGCAGCAGCGAGGGCGAGGAGGGCGACUUUGUUGAGGAGGAAGACGACAAGGAGAAGCUGAAAGGAGACAAGACCGGAUCCAACCGGAAAAAGACAGCCACCUCCAAGAAGAAAUCUUCCAAGCUGUCAAAGAUGUCAUCUGUAGAGGACGACCUGGAGAAGGAUGGGAACGAUGACGACCAGAAGAGCGGCUCCAAGGGAGGAGACCCCGACAAAGACAUCAUCCAAAAUACCACCGACACUAAGAACCAGCUGCUCAUAGAAGAACAUUAAGUGAAGAAAGCAUGACAUCAUCCCUUGUAGCUGUGACGUUGGGAGGGAGAAUCAACGACAGGAUUUUCGCCUCAGCACCACUUGGCUGCCAUCGUCACCUCCACCUCUCCAUCGGACUUCCAGUAUGUGUGUUGUAUGAAAGAUGGCCCGCUGUUGAUGCUGGUAUCGUGGUGGCCAUCGCGUUGGACGCCAGGGUAUAUAACCUCUAAAACAAGCGCUGAAACAUAAUGCUACGGGUCACGUCGGAGGUUUUGUCAUCCUGAACUCUCCAAAAUAGACGGGUUAAGAUUUGUAUUUCUCUUUCAUCAGUGACUCUGAAUGCUUGUAAGUUUAUAUUGUGAAAUAUACGUGAAGUAUAGGAUAAUCUAAAGGGGCAUUAAGUACUUGACUUUUAUCGUGGUCUAUUGGCAAAAAAGUAUGCGUUGUGAUAAUGAUUGCUGUGUUCAUAAGGAGCUUUUUCUCUACUCUGCUCAUACUACCAUAGCCCAAUCGGAAUAAUAUGUUAAAAUUGAAGGUGUAACCUGUUGAGUGACACUUGCACGAUGCAAAAAUCACAAUGGGAUUGAAAUAAUCGAAAAAAGGUUAGUUAGCUAACACAACUUCUUCAGGUUUGGGCUUAUGCAUUUCACAUUUAAAUGAACAGCAUGACCACCAGAGUUUAAAGGCAUUAGAGGCGAAUGAGUCGGAUCUAAAAGUGUAGCGUCCGGCUGCCAGUUCGGGAGCACGCAUAUUCAGCUAAAGUUAUUCCAAAAAGAGGCCUUUUUACGCGAUUGUAAGCCAGUGGGCGUGGCUUCUAGCCUUGUAGAGCCUGGGGAGAUGGGGCCGACUUUGAAUGUCGUGUUUACGUACCUGCAACCGACAAAUCCUACUCAUUCUGCCUUUAAGGUUACGGGAUAACUUUAAGACUUUGUGACAAAACUCUGACAGUUGAAUUUCAACAUAAAUGAAUUCGCCAUUUACCUUUUAUUAGGAAAAGCUCUGAAACAGGGUGUGACAUGGUUGGUUUUAUCUAAAGUCCUCACCACUUUUCAAGUGAAAAGGUAUAUAUCCACAGCCCCGUCACGCUCUCUAAAGUACAUUACAGUAGAUUACUUACUGCCUCUUUAAUUGGUGUUGAGAAGGGACUUGUUCUAUUUGUUCACACGGUCAUUAUGAACAGUAGUUUGUGAAUUAUGUUACAAUAGAAAUACAGUAUGAGUGCAUCUCCACUCAGCCUGUGACAUGAUGUCAUACAAUCACUACGUGUCACGUUUAGGCCCGAUGAAAGUGGGUUUGAGUGGCUCGUGUUCUAUCUCAUGAUCACACAAAGUGUAGAUAGACAUCGGUCCGUCUUUAUACAGGCCUAUGCAUACCUAUCCGUAUUGCAUCACUCCUGAUCACCUGUCACUGUGUACAAAUGCAUUUGA